Molecule: messenger RNA, 872 nt
Organism: Nymphalis io (European peacock)
Lineage: Eukaryota; Metazoa; Arthropoda; Insecta; Lepidoptera; Nymphalidae
Product: protein obstructor-E-like
Exons: 6
Coding region: 75-872 (265 amino acids)
Cellular component (GO): extracellular region
Molecular function (GO): chitin binding
Source: RefSeq, a predicted model, not a curated record
UAUAAAAUCGUUGCACAUCGAUAUUGAUCUCAUUCGCAAUCGUUACUGCUGUGAAAGUCGUCGGAUCCUCAACGAUGCAUUUCUUUGUUUGUUUUGUUGUCUUGUUGCUAUCUGCAAUCUGCAACGGCCAGUCUUUAAUCAAUGCCGAAAAAAGCCCACUUUGCAAAGUGCGGAAUACAUACAUAAAAGUGGAGGGAGAAUGUGAUUCCUACAUUGAAUGCCGGGACUAUCUCUCGACUGAAAUGCUAUGUCCAGAUGGUCUUCAUUUCAACCCUAACGCACAGUGGCCGGAGUAUGCUUGCGGUUAUCCUCAGGAUGUGCCUUGCGUAGGUCGUGGCAUUACCCGUAAGUAUAAUAACAAUAAUCAUAUUCAAAUUAUAAUUAAUCAAAAUAUACGUAAUUUUGAGAAUAGUUUCACUUUCUCCCAUCUAUUUUUAUUAACAGAGCCAGCGAAUCCUACAGCUGACUGCGCACAUCAAUACGGAUACUUUCCAUCUCCCGUGGCUGACCCAAAUGAUUGUGGACAUUAUCGCAUUUGUAACGCCGGCAGAGCCAUUGAAAUGCAUUGCCCUACUGGCUUAGCAUUUAACCCUGUUACUGCCCAAUGCGACUGGCCUGAACUGGUGCCUACCUGCGAUGUUGAAACUUUCGUUGGGUAUCAGUGUCCUCCAGCUGCGAUUGACCGAAAUGGCAACCCAGUAGUAACAAACCAUAAGUAUGAAGGCGAUUGCUCUGCUUUCUACUCGUGUAUCAACGGGCACGCCCGCAUCCUGUCCUGCGAUACUGGAUUGGCGUUUAACCCCGUCACCAGUCGUUGCGAAGACGCCGAUCGCGUUCAAUGCGAAGCGAAGUCUAUUGCCAAAUAUUACUAA